UGGUAGGACGGAAUAUUUUAGCGAUAAAUUCCCGGUCACACUGCUCUCACGACUAAAUCGUGUUUUUUUUUGUUUUAAAAUACGAAUUUGGUGUUAAUUUUGCACUGCAUUUGACUCUGCUGCUGUUCGUUAAUUCGUUAAUUUGGGCUUGUAAUUCGUUUAGUUUUCCCCAGAGCAGCAUAAUAUUUGUGCCAGCAGUGAGCCGGUCUUGUGAUUGUAUCUCUGUGUUUGUUUGAACGCGCAAAAAGUCUUAAGCAGCAGAAAAGGCGGCAAAAGAGAAGCAAAGAACUAAACCAAACCAGUACCGCUGUUGGCAAGGCGAAGCUGCAGCAAAAAAAAAAAAACUGCAACGGCAAACAUAAUUAUUUUCGCAACGCGCUGAGCGUGUGUCGGUGUGCAGCUCAAAAACAUCGACACUCGGACGCACACCUUGGCGUUUUCGCGCCCAGUUUUGUCUUUUGGCACCGAAGACCAGCCGACGGGAAUAAACUGCAAUACAGCAGUUUGUGCGCGCACCGCCAUUAACGGACAGCACCCAAAAGUAUGCUACACAAAUCUGUUUCAGCGUGUCCCCGCAAACAAAAGCAAAAACAAAAACAAAAGCAACAGCCACACAACUACAACUACAAGCACAGCGACCAGAGAGCAAGCAAAUUAGUGACUGCGGAGAGCAACAACUAGAAAGAAGAGCAACAAAACAACCACAAGCUGAGCAACGGAAGAACGAAAGCGGAGCCUAGAACAUAGAAAAUUCAACAAGACAUACAAAAACAAAACAGUAAAGCUGUUACUCCUAACGGUCAACGAAGCCAACGCAGGCAAUUACACAAAGAUGGCGUCCUCGCCGACACCAUCUCUGGACUCGAUGCGGGGCGGGGCGAACUCGAUUGAGUCGUACGAGCACGCCGGCUACCUAUCAGACUCCCCGCUCACCCUGAGCGGCUCAUCGCCACCGGCAAGCGACUCGGCGAUCUGCAGCGACGAGUACACCAGCGUCGGCAGCGGCAGUGUCGGCGUCAAGACGCGAUCGGACGUGACCGUCAUCAAUGGCCACCACCCCAUAUCGGCCUCCGUCUCGUCCAGCUCGUCGGCCAGCUCGUCCUCCUGCUCGUCGUCCUCAUCCUCGUCGAGCUCCUCGUCGUCGUCCUCAUCCAGCUCCUCGACCAGCGGCCUGAGCGGGUGCGGUAGCACUAGCAGCAGCGUCAUCAGCGCCACCAAUGUGUCCUCGAACGGACCCGGCGUCAUCGGCAGCAAUCUGCAAAGCUCCGCCAGCGGCAGCACCUCGGGCAUCAGUAGCCUGGUCGUGGGCGCGGGCAAAGGUAGCUCCAGCAAUGGCAGUGCCUCCUCCAACACAUCCAACGGAAGCAGCAACGGGAACGGCAGCUCCCCGCCCCGCUGCACCGCCUGCAAGAGCAAGUGCAGCGACGCGGUGGCCAAGUGCUUCGAUUGCCAGAGCUACCUGUGCGCCAACUGCGUGACGGCCCACGAGUUCAUGCACUGCUUCAACGGACACAACGUGUGCCUCAUCAAGGGGUUUGACGCGACAGCCCUGCCCCUGGCGGUGAGCCCGCCCAGCAACAACCCGGCCUCCAACGACUUCAAGUACGCCAGCUCCCUGACUAUGAUGCUGCAGCAACAGCAGCAACUCGACUCCCAGCAGCAGCAGCAGCAGCAACAGCAGCAACAACAGCAACAACAACAACAACAGCAGCAGCAACAGCAACUUCUGCCCACCCAGCCCAUGUCGCAGCUCUCCAAGAUCGUGCUUGCCGCCGCCGCCCAGGCCAGCUCCCAGGAGCAGCAGCAGCACCAGCACCAGCAACAGCAACAGGAGAGCCUCUACAGCUCAGUGCACCAGCAGCGGCAGCUGUUUUGUCCGCGCCACAAGCAGGAGCUGCUCAAGUUCAGCUGUCGCACCUGCUGCAUCCUGGUGUGCAAGGAGUGCAUCGUUCUGGAGCACUCGACGGGCCUGCACGAGCUGGAGAACGUCCAGUCACCAGCCUUGGCCACGGCGGCCGCCACUGCGGCUUCCGCGGCGAACGAGACGGCCCUGCAGACCCUCCUGGCGGACAUGCGCGGCAAGAUCGGAGAGAUCGUGGGCAUAGCCGGCAAUUCCGACCAGAAUCUGACCAAGGUCAAGCUGCAGUACCAGAAGGCGCACAACGAGCUGAACGAGACGCACCAGUUUUUCGCAUCCAUGCUGGACGAGCGCAAGACGGAGCUGCUGAAGGAGCUCGAAUCCCUCUACUCGGCCAAGAUCAACAGCAACAACGCGUGGUUGCAGCGCUCCCGGGAUCUGAUCGACAAGGGCCUGGCCACGUGCGAGGCGGUGGAGCGCUCACCCGCUCCUCCCUCCGCCUUGUUGGCGGAGGCCCUUCUGCUGCGCAAGUCUCUGGAGCAGCAGCUGCAGACCGCCAUCCAAGACAUGCAGCUGCCCUUCGAGAUGGAGUUCAUGUCCAACUACCAGUCGAUCCAGGCCGGCGUGCGCAACACCUUUGGCUAUAUCCGGGCCAGCAGCUCUGACGGUGGCCAUGGCGCCCUCAGCCAGGCCAGCAGCGCUCACGGCAAGCAGCCGCCCAUCGCUCGGCCCACGCAGAGCGCCAGCAACAGCAGCGCCAGCAGCGCCGGGAGCCACAGCCACAGCCACCACCAUUCAGGCGGGCAGUCGCAGUCGGGCGCCCAGCACCAUCACCACCAUCAGCAGCUGCACCAGGCGCAACAGCACCAGCUGCAGACCCAGUCGACGCUCCACGGCCUCGGCUUGGGUCUGAGCGGAGGCCUGCUCGAGAGCAGCUCCGUCGGAGGGGGGGCGUACACGAAUGGCAGCAGCCUGCUGCUGAGUGGUCGGGAGCGCAGCACCCUGGCCGUGGAGCAGCACUUCGGCGAGCUCCUGCCCAAGAGGGGCGGCUACAGCGGCAGUGGAUCCGGAUCGGGAGCCGGCACCGUGGCCCACUACAAUCCAUACGAGAAGUGGAGCAACGGGGGCAGCGACAACCUAUUCUCAUCGGUGGGGGCCGCCAGCGGCGGCAGCUCUGCCGUCGUGGACGCGUUUGCCAGCCAGCUGUCCAGUCUGUCGUCUGGUAACGGGGCUGGGGGCGUGGUGGGGGGCGGCAGCGCCGUGAGCUCAGAGUCCCUGCUGGACCUGACGAACAAGCUGCUCUCAGCCACCAUCUACCCGCCCAAGUCGCAGAUCAAGCGCCAGAAGAUGAUCUACCACUGCAAGUUCGGGGAGUUUGGCGUGAUGGAGGGCCAGUUCACGGAGCCGAGCGGCGUGGCGGUGAACGCGCAGAACGACAUCAUUGUGGCGGACACGAACAACCACCGCAUCCAGAUCUUCGACAAGGAGGGCCGCUUCAAGUUCCAGUUCGGUGAGUGCGGCAAGCGGGACUCGCAGCUGCUCUACCCCAACCGCGUGGCCGUCGUCCGCAACUCGGGCGACAUCAUCGUGACGGAGCGGUCGCCGACGCACCAGAUCCAGAUCUACAACCAGUACGGACAGUUCGUGCGCAAGUUCGGGGCUACAAUCCUGCAACAUCCGCGCGGCGUUACGGUGGACAACAAGGGGCGGAUCAUCGUGGUGGAGUGCAAGGUGAUGCGCGUGAUCAUCUUCGAUCAGAACGGCAACGUGUUGCACAAGUUCGGGUGCUCCAAGCACCUGGAGUUCCCCAACGGCGUCGUCGUGAACGACAAACAGGAGAUCUUCAUCAGCGACAACCGGGCGCACUGCGUCAAGGUGUUCAACUACGAGGGCCAGUACCUUCGCCAGAUCGGCGGCGAAGGCAUCACCAACUACCCCAUCGGCGUGGGCAUCAACUCGAACGGAGAGAUCCUCAUCGCGGACAACCACAACAACUUCAACCUGACCAUCUUCACGCAGGACGGGCAGCUAAUAUCGGCCCUCGAGUCGAAGGUGAAGCACGCCCAGUGCUUCGACGUGGCGCUCAUGGACGAUGGCAGCGUGGUGCUGGCCAGCAAGGACUACCGCCUCUACAUCUACCGCUACGUGCAGCUGGCGCCCGUGGUGUUGCACAGCAAAAACCACGACAGCAUCAGCACCCAAAGCUUGGCAGACAGAAUACAGCAUUUCAUUUGAAAAGAAAGAAAAUACACUCGUAUCUAAUCUAUGUAUAUUAUAGCUAUUAUUAACAAACAUUCCCCAUUUACUUCUGCUAUGUUAAAUUUGUUGUUUGAGAAAUCAAAGGGAUCCGUUCAAUGUACACAAGCAAUGAAGGAUGCCGAUGCCAUUACCUACCAUAAUCUCGCAUAAGGACAUGUGGACAGUUGGACAGUUGGACAGUUUUCGUUAUGCAAUUAAUUUAAAUCAAUUUCGGGACUCAAAAAUGUAUAUGAAUGCACACUGGUGUACGUACAUAUGUACAUACAUAUGUAUGUAUUUCCAAUUAGUGUAAAUGAGUCUCUACGGUCGAACCGCACACAAACACACACAAACACACACACAAACACACACACAAACACACACACAGAGAUACAGAUACAGAUACAGAUACAGAGGAAGAGAUACACAUUCGAUGGAUAAAUGUUAGCUCGUUUAAUCAUAGUCACGCAUACGCAUUGCAUUCGAUAUAGAUUCUAGUGUUUAUAUAGCUAUAUAGUGCAACUACGCCGAUCAUGGAACCAUCAUCUAGUCAUCAUGCAUACACAUAAAUAUGUAUUUUUAUAAUUAUUAUUAAUUAUUAAUAUUAAUCAAUAAUAAAUGGAAAACUAAACCAAAAAAGAACGAGAUCGAGAUCGAAAAUAGAACAGAACAGAACACCAAUCUAAUGUUAAAUGUCUAAUGUUACAAUUAAGUUUUCUUUAUAUACACAUACAUAUAUAUACAUAUGUAAUUAUGUUUUAGCUAACGUUUAUAUAUUUUUUGACUAAGAAUUCAUUUUUAUACGUACAAUAUACAUAUGAUAUGUAUUCCCUUCAAAACGCAAUUUGAAUUUGAAUUUAAAAGUCUCUGCUAAAGCCAAGUUGAAUUUCAAAGUGUAACUAAAAUAAAAAAAAAAAAACAAAAAAAAAACGAGAGUAUACAGGGUGUUGCUUCAAUUGCUUUUACAUACAUAUAUAUACCGUACACAUAGACAUACUUGAACACAUAUUAUAAAUGGAAAAACAAAAAACAAAACCAAAACAAAAACCAAACUUUUUAUACGCUGAACAAUAUGUUUUCCCUGUGGUUAAUUGUUUUCACAAAUCGUUCAGUUGAAUCUCUUAUAUUUCGCUCAAAUUUUGUUUUAAACUUAAGAAAUACAAACAAACAAAUUAUAAGAAUAAAAAACAAAAAAAAUAAAUAAAAAAAAAACAUGUUAAAGCAAAGGAUAAGAAUGUGGAAAAUAUGGACUGACAUGCAAAUAAUGUAUAUCAUUGAGGGUUGGCAUUUUUAAUCAUAUAUGCAUAAUUAUAUAUAUAUAUAUAUUAUAUAGAGACUUUGUCAGGCGCCAUUCUCAGCUGUUUCGAAAGAGGAAAUUGUUAAAUUUUUGUGUUGAAAGAAAUGAAAAAAUAUGAAAAAAAAAACGAUAUACACGCCCACCAAAUGCAUACUAUAUGCUAUAUACUGUUUCUAAUAUGCAUACAAAGAUUUAACCUCAUACAUACAGAAUUAGAUUUGGUUCAUGUUUGUACUCUGUACUCCACAUGACACUCAACCAACCUACUGCCAGGAUCAGCUCUCAUCUCAUCUCCUCAAGCCCCCGCAUGGUACUCACACACUCACACACCCACUCACCCACUCACCCACUCCCCCACUCACUCAUUGAAUCAUUCAGUCAGUCAGUCAGUCAGUCAGUCAUUCAAGUACCCGAUCCUACCAACGAACCAAACACACAGUUUAAAGAUAAUGACAACUUUCUCAAGAAUAUCAAACCAAAACGAAGAAGCAUUUAAAUUGAUCACUUUCUAUUUUUCGAUAACCACAAAGCUGUGUUUUUUUCAAUUCCACUAGAUUUGAAUUCGAACAGAAAAGAACAGAAAAGAACAAAAAAGAACA
This is a messenger RNA of Drosophila pseudoobscura, 5992 nucleotides long. It is a transcript of the gene brat, whose product is annotated as brain tumor. Gene Ontology annotation, molecular function: zinc ion binding; protein binding; translation repressor activity. Gene Ontology annotation, biological process: negative regulation of translation. The record is from RefSeq and is a predicted model, not a curated record. Lineage: Eukaryota; Metazoa; Arthropoda; Insecta; Diptera; Drosophilidae. Bases 833 to 4093 code for a protein of 1086 amino acids. The transcript has 4 exons.